UACGAAAGAUCAGCUCCAUGUGUGUGACUCAACUGUCCAGGAAAUGAGAAUCGCAAGAGACUCCAAACCUGACGUUGUGCUUAUAGCUUCAGCUCGAGUAAGAAAAAUGAGGUGGGGGGAGUACCCCAUGACGGGACUCGAGUCUUAGAUGCAGGAGAAAGGCACCGAGAGGCAUGGUGGCAAGAAGGCAAAAGAGAGCUGCAUCUUUAAGUCCUCCUAUGGUUAUACAUAUUUUUCUUCUAUGAAUGGGUUUUGCUGUAAAUUAUAGCUUUGCUCGUGGUCCCUUGGGUCAAAAGAAAUAGUCUUUAAACAGCAAACAGCUCUGAUUGGUGACUUGCCUUCUUCCCUCCCCAACCCCCUUCCUAAUUGAAAGCAAAUGUGCAAUAUAUUGGAUGCUGGGAUCCUUGGCGCAGGCCCAGGAAUCCUCAGAAUGUGAGGUCUCUCUCAAAGGCAUCUUGCAUCAGCCUGUGGAUGUAUGCCUACCACGGGGCUCCUUCACCGGCAAAGUGGAAAAAGAAGUGGUUCCCGAGAAAGUCUUCUGGGUUGGGGGAACCUUCUGGAUUAUAACCGUUUUCUUCUCUUCAAACCUGGGCGUCCCUGGACUGCAAGGAAAUCUACAAGCGACCUGACAUUUGGUGCUCUAGAGCAUUCUAAGGCUCACUGCUUGACUUCUAAAGAAGCUGAAAUAAUUGAGGAGGAGCAGGGCCCUCUGUUUCCAAGGAUUCUGUUCUACAGAGAAUGUUCUGCACCCACUAAUACUCCAGAUCCAACUCCGUCUUCUGAAAUGAUCCUGAUUCCCAGAAUGCCCCUGGUGCUGCUCCUGCUCUUGCUCAUCCUGGGUUCUGCAAAAGCUCAGGUUAAUCCAGCCAUAUGCCGCUAUCCUCUGGGCAUGUCAGGAGGCCACAUUCCAGAUGAGGACAUCACGGCCUCAAGUCAGUGGUCAGAAUCCACGGCUGCCAAAUAUGGGAGGCUGGACUCUGAAGAAGGAGAUGGAGCCUGGUGCCCCGAGAUUCCAGUGCAACCCGAUGACCUGAAGGAAUUUCUGCAGAUUGACUUGCGAACCCUACACUUUAUCACUCUUGUGGGGACCCAGGGGCGCCAUGCAGGGGGUCAUGGCAUUGAAUUUGCACCCAUGUACAAGAUCAACUAUAGUCGGGAUGGCAGUCGCUGGAUCUCCUGGCGUAACCGGCAUGGGAAGCAGGUGCUUGAUGGAAACAGUAACCCUUAUGAUGUCUUCCUGAAGGACUUGGAGCCACCCAUCGUCGCCAGAUUUGUUCGCCUUAUCCCGGUCACUGACCACUCCAUGAACGUGUGCAUGAGGGUUGAGCUUUAUGGCUGUGUCUGGCUAGAUGGCUUGGUAUCCUACAAUGCUCCAGCUGGACAGCAGUUUGUACUCCCUGGAGGCUCCAUCAUUUAUCUGAAUGAUUCUGUCUAUGAUGGAGCUGUUGGGUACAGCAUGACUGAAGGGCUAGGCCAGUUGACCGAUGGAGUAUCUGGCCUGGAUGAUUUUACCCAGACCCAUGAAUACCACGUGUGGCCUGGCUAUGACUAUGUGGGAUGGCGGAAUGAAAGCGCUACCAACGGUUUCAUUGAGAUCAUGUUUGAAUUUGACCGAAUCAGGAAUUUUACUACCAUGAAGGUCCACUGCAACAACAUGUUUGCUAAAGGUGUGAAGAUUUUUAAGGAGGUCCAGUGCUACUUUCGCUCGGAAGCCAGCGAGUGGGAACCCACUGCUGUCUACUUUCCCCUGGUCCUGGAUGAUGUGAACCCCAGUGCGCGGUUUGUCACGGUGCCCCUCCACCACCGAAUGGCCAGUGCCAUCAAAUGCCAAUACCAUUUUGCUGACACGUGGAUGAUGUUCAGCGAGAUCACUUUCCAAUCAGAUGCUGCAAUGUAUAACAACUCUGGAGCCCUUCCCACCUCUCCUAUGGCACCCACCACCUAUGAUCCCAUGCUUAAAGUUGAUGAUAGCAACACUCGAAUCCUGAUUGGUUGCUUGGUGGCCAUCAUCUUCAUCCUGCUGGCUAUCAUCGUCAUCAUCCUGUGGAGGCAGUUCUGGCAGAAGAUGCUAGAAAAGGCUUCACGGAGGAUGCUGGAUGAUGAAAUGACAGUCAGCCUUUCCCUGCCCAGCGAGUCCAGCAUGUUCAAUAACAACCGCUCCUCAUCACCAAGUGAACAGGAGUCCAACUCUACUUAUGAUCGAAUCUUCCCCCUUCGCCCUGACUACCAGGAGCCAUCCAGACUGAUCCGAAAGCUCCCAGAGUUUGCUCCAGGAGAGGAGGAGUCAGGGUGCAGUGGUGUUGUGAAGCCGGCCCAGCCCAACGGACCUGAGGGCGUGCCCCACUAUGCAGAAGCCGACAUAGUGAAUCUCCAGGGAGUGACAGGUGGCAACACCUACUGUGUGCCUGCUGUAACCAUGGAUCUGCUCUCGGGGAAAGAUGUGGCUGUGGAAGAGUUCCCCAGGAAACUGUUGGCCUUCAAGGAGAAGCUGGGAGAAGGCCAGUUUGGGGAGGUUCAUCUCUGUGAAGUGGAGGGAAUGGAAAAAUUCAAAGACAAAGAUUUUGCACUAGAUGUCAGUGCCAACCAGCCUGUCCUGGUAGCUGUGAAAAUGCUCCGAGCAGAUGCCAACAAGAAUGCCAGGAAUGAUUUUCUUAAGGAGAUCAAGAUCAUGUCUCGGCUCAAGGACCCAAACAUCAUCCGUCUCUUAGCUGUGUGCAUCACUGAGGACCCACUCUGCAUGAUCACGGAAUACAUGGAAAAUGGAGAUCUUAAUCAGUUUCUUUCUCGCCAUGAGCCUCUGAGUUCCUGUUCUAGCGAUGCCACAGUCAGUUACGCCAACCUGAAGUUUAUGGCAACCCAGAUUGCCUCUGGUAUGAAGUACCUUUCAUCUCUCAACUUUGUCCACCGAGAUCUGGCCACACGAAACUGCUUAGUGGGCAAGAAUUACACCAUUAAGAUAGCUGAUUUUGGCAUGAGCAGAAACCUGUACAGUGGUGAUUACUACCGGAUCCAGGGCCGGGCGGUGCUCCCCAUCCGCUGGAUGUCCUGGGAAAGCAUCUUGCUGGGCAAAUUCACCACGGCAAGUGAUGUGUGGGCCUUUGGAGUGACUCUGUGGGAGACUUUCACCUUUUGCCAGGAGCAGCCCUAUUCCCAGCUGUCGGAUGAGCAGGUUAUCGAGAACACUGGAGAGUUCUUCCGAGACCAAGGGAGGCAGAUCUAUCUCCCUCAACCAGCCCUUUGCCCCGACUCUGUGUAUAAGCUGAUGCUCAGCUGCUGGAGAAGAGAAACCAAGCACCGGCCAUCCUUCCAGGAAAUCCACCUCCUGCUUCUUCAGCAAGGAGCCGAGUGAUGAUGCAUCAGCACCUGGCAGUGUUCCUGUGGCCCAGAUCCUUCCCACAAGGCCUACUGCUCACCCACAUCUAAGCCACUCCAGCUGGACAUUCAAUGGACCCGAGAGACAGAGAAUUAGUCACUCUGCCCUCUCUGUCCCUUGCCUCCUCCACUACACCUCCCUGCUCCCUACUAUUGACUCAUAUAUACUUUUUUACAUGAAAUAACUAAAAGAAGAAAAAAAUAUAGAGCAGAUAUUAGUAAAAGAAGUGUUACUUGAUAUACCAAAUGGUUAGAUAAUGAAGACUAGAAACUCAGAUAAUUUAUAAAGGUUAUGCUUCUGUUUAUAAGGGUGCAGAUCCUACAAUAUUAUUCCAUGUCACUUUCUGUAAAAUACCUUUAGAAAGAAAAACUUGAAGAAUAUGAAUGUCUUGAGAAACAUGAGAUUAGGCUUAAGGAAAAUACUUAGAGGUAAUGAAGAAUUGCAGGACUUGGCAUUCCACAACAAAUGGAUGAUUUUCUGACUUGGACGUGACUCUCAGAUCUCUCUGUCUCUGUCUCUCCUAUCUAUCUAUCUAUCUAUCUAUCUAUCUAUCUAUCUAUCUAUCUAUCUUGUCAAAGUGAGUGGCAUGUACUUAAAAACCUCUAUCUUGUGUCUUGAAAUGAACAUUUUCUUCAAUCAUGGCCAGAGAUCAGAGCCUACCCAUGAAACAGGGCAUAUGGAUAGAAAGACGUGUCUGUUGUAAGGCUUGAAGUAGGACACAGAAAGGGAAAGAUUGCACAUGCUUCCCAGUAGACCAUGGCCAUAGGAAAGAAGGUCCUUGGAGGAUGACUCACAAGUGUACUAUUUGUUGUUCAUCUGUGAGGGUCUUCACCUGUGUGUUCUAGUGACAACUUGACUUUAAUCUGUAAAGCCUCAAGUUUUGAUAUUUGAAUGGUUGCUCCAUCAGUUCCUCUUGUCCAGUUCUAUUUCUUUCACUAUGUGAUGCCUUUGUGGGAUUUAUAGGCUAGGGCUUCAACUUCUCAGGCACAAGUAUCCAAUGUCAUGUCCAAUAUACAAGAGAUAUGUUCAGAGUAUUUCCAAAAGUUUGGCCAAGACCCCUGGAAAAAGUUAUAGGAAGACUGACUUCCACUCUUGGGAAAAUAUGGAAAUAGAACAUAUGCAGGUCGGGGGUUUCCCCAGAGAUGGGGAAUCUCUCAUCUCCGAAAAGUUUCAGAUACUAGCUGAAGAACUAUGCAGGGAAGAGGUUGUUGACUACUGGGUAUAUAUGUAUGGGAUAAUAAAAGGAUGGCCAUUCGGUGUUACUGAAAGUGCUUUUGCCAAAGAGAGGGUGGCCAGUGGCAAAGCAUGAAGUUUUGGCUUUGGGAUUCAUGAGAACUGAUGCAUGAUCAAGCAGGAGUCACCUUAGUGACUAACUUAGUGACCCUAAGUUUUCAUCCUUCACAGACUCUAAGAUUCAGCAGCAAUCUACACGACAAAAACCCUUAAUUCCUAUAGAGGAAACCAAGCCAAGGUAAAAUACUGGUGAUCUGCUUCUGUAUAUCCAGUCAGCUUGCUCCAUGGUCUCUUAGAAACCUCUUAGAGAGCUCCUUGGUUCAGCCUUCAGCAUGGCUACAGGACACAGCAGAUAUAUACCUCUAAGUCUUGACAUUAAUUUCAUAGAUCCCAUUCGCUCACAGCAAAUUUACCUCCUCUCCCAUGGCUUUUCUACCAUUCUCAGCAAGACUAACUUUGAUCCCAGAGGUAGGAGAGAGCGUUGGAUUGGGAACUCUGGCCCUGUUCUGCCUCAAGCCAAGUAUGUCAUUUUUCCAAGUCUUGCUUCUCUCUGAAUUUGUUUUCUUAUCUGUCUCAAAGGAAAACCGAAUCUAUUAUUUAGGAAUCUCUUGGAGUUCUGCUUUGUUUUGUGCUUGCUGGAGAAUUAGAUUUGUGGUUGAUGUAGGUUCAGUUACUGCUCAGACAAUUGUGGCCAGUAAUAGUGAUCCCGAGAGACAUCAUUUAAGUAACAGCAGCACCUGCAUUAUAUCUGCUUUAUAGUGACCAGUGCUUCUCCAUGUUAUCUCAUUUGAUAGUUCUAGGGCCAGACAUAUUUCUUUCACAACUCUUGACUAUAUAUUCUUCAGGAUUCUGCCCCCAGUUCACUGUAUUCCUUUACAAAUGAAAUUUCCAGGACUUUGCUUUAUGGAGCUAAUCUAUUCCAGAUGGCUAUCAAAUAUGUAUCAUCAUGUACAGGCACUUUGUUUUUGGUAUGAAGAAGGUUCCACCUUCUGGCACUGAAACCUUUGUAUUACAGACACAGGUUUAGUUUCUAGUUACACUAGUAGAGUUUAGCAGUAUAGGUCUGAGUAGCCAACCGUGGUAGAUGGUAAAGACUUACUCUGUAGACAGGUAGCUCAAAUCUAAACUAGGGAAAUGAAGGUAGGUUUUGGAAAAGAAAGCAGAAACAGAUGAGAAACUGUGGGUUCUUGUUAUUUCCCCAAGUAACUCGUGAUCACGAUAUAUGUGAACCAUUUAUGUCAAGAUGUUCUUUAGACUAUCAUAUUUCAAUUUAUACCUUUAUUGAUGAAUGCAUACAUUAACCAGGUCCAUUUA
Messenger RNA from Mus caroli (Ryukyu mouse), 5920 nucleotides. RefSeq names its product discoidin domain receptor tyrosine kinase 2 (gene Ddr2). Gene Ontology annotation, biological process: protein phosphorylation; positive regulation of kinase activity; multicellular organism development. Gene Ontology annotation, cellular component: plasma membrane; signaling receptor complex. Lineage: Eukaryota; Metazoa; Chordata; Mammalia; Rodentia; Muridae. The record is from RefSeq and is a predicted model, not a curated record. Gene Ontology annotation, molecular function: ATP binding; protein tyrosine kinase collagen receptor activity; collagen binding.